AUGUUUUGCCGAAAUCAAACGACCAGAGCCACCGUUGCCCGGGGCUCCGCUCUGGAGAUGGAGAUACGGCGAGGGAAGUUCAGAAAGAGCGAUUUCCUGCACACAUCAUCACAGGACAGCGACAUUCAGAAGAAGAUUGACCAUGAGAUCCGGAUGCGAGAUGGAGCCUGCAAGUUGCUGGCUGCCUGCUCACAGCGAGACCAGGCCUUGGAGGCAGCAAAGAGCCUGCAGACGUGCAGCACUCGGAUCAUGGCCUACAUGUCGGAGCUGCAGAGGAUGAAGGAAGCUCAGGUCAUGCAGAAUGUCCCACGCAGGUCCUCGGAUGCCGGCCCGAUGGACGAUAGACUUCCCUGCAAAGGAAAAGUGGCAAUCUCAGAUCUUCGGAUCCCUCUUAUGUGGAAAGACACGGAGUACUUCAAGAACAAAGGAGAGCUUCAUCGAUGCGCUGUGUUCUGCCUGCUGCAGCUGGGAGGAGAGAUCUUCGACACGGACAUGGUGAUAGUGGACCGGACGCUCACAGAUAUCUGCUUUGAUAACACCAUCGUCUUUAGUGAAGCCAGCCCUGGCUUUGAGCUCCGAGUUGAGCUCUAUAGCUGCUGCUCAGAGGACGACUACUCUGCCGGAAGCACGCCCAGAAAACUCGCCAGCAAGUUGAGCUCCUCGCUGGGCCGAUCAGCGGGAAAGAAGCUCAGAGCGGCGAUGGAGCCUGGAGCUUGUAGUCCUGUUAGUAACGGAGGGGCGGCUCCUCUCCUGCUGCCGGUUCCCUCUGUGCCGGGCCCGAAGUACCACCUCUUAGCUCACACCACCCUGUCCCUGUCACACGUCCAGGACAGCUUUCGCACACAUGACCUCACUAUUUCAGGCAACGAGGAAUGCUCCUACUGGCUGCCUCUCUACGGCAGCAUGUGUUGCCGCCUCGCAGCUCAGCCGCACUGUAUGACCCAGCAGAUGAUGGGUGGAUGGUUGAAAGUUAAGCAGUGUGGAGGUGACCCUAAGACAUGGACAAAAGUCUAUGCCGUUCUAAAAGCAACAAGCCUUUUCUGCUACCAGCGACAGGAGGAUGUGGACGCCAAUGUCGAGCCUGCUUUGACCAUCGGGAUCAACAAGGAGACCAGGAUACGCGCGUCAGAGAAGGACCCCCACAGUAAGGGUCAGAACAUUUGCAUCAGCAACCGAUACGGAGGGGAGGAGGUCACGCACACUCUGAACACGGAGAGCCGGGAGGACACGCACAGCUGGAUGGAGGCCUUCUGGCAGCAUUUCUAUGACAUGAGUCAAUGGAAGCAGUGCUGCGAUGAUUUAAUGAAAAUUGAACUUCCCUCUCCAAGAAAACCAGCUCCUGUCACACCAAAACAGGGCUCACUUUACCAUGAAAUGGUUAUUGAGUCAUCCGAUGACCUCAGCAGCACCGUGUCCGACAUCCUGGCCCGGAGAAUGCAAGAGCUGGAGCUCCGCAGCCAGCUGGGCACGUCUCCCACCUGGAUGUCUGUGUUUGAGGAGAACAGUCCGAAAAGCAUUGGCUUCCCUGUCCGUCCGUGUACCUCCCGCCUGUCUGGCCACAGCCCUCACUCUCCUCAUCGCCUUCCCCCUCGGAGCCCCGCGAGCCCGCACCGCUGCCCGCAGCCGGGUCUGCUCUCCUCUGACGCGAGCCUGACGUCGGACAGUGACAGCCAUUGCAGCACCAGCCCGUGCUCUCACCGCCACGGCUGGCCUGAGCCGUCGUCAAACUUCUCGCUUUUGUCCUCCUCGCCCUCUCGCUUGAGGCCGCGCACUCUCUCUCUGGACGCUAAGCUCAGCACCCUCCGGGGGCGAGGGUACGGAGGCGGAGGGGCCUUCCAGUGCUCCUGCCAGCCUCCUUCCUCGUCCCUGCUCGCGCCUCACCCCGUCUCCUCCCGCUCGCCUCUGUCGCAGCGCAGCACGCAGACCACGCUGUCCUGCUCCAGCUCCACCUCCAGCAGCAGCUCCAGCAACAGCGAGGGCAGCCACAGCCCCGAGUCGUCAGAGGGGGGUCCGUUCUCCAGGCCUUCGCCGGCUCGACGCAGCCUGAGAAACCUACGGGCCAGGCUCGAUCCCCGUAACUGGCUGCAGAGUCCGGUGUGAACUUUUUCCCCAAUGGACUUCUUUUUUUUUUUGUUGGUUUUUUGCUUGUUUGUUUAAACAUACACAUUAACAAGCUUAUUACGUGAACUAAACUCAAGGAUGUGUGCAGCUGCCUUUUACAGGAAAUGGUGGCUUAGAGAAGACCUGCGUGGGUCAAACUGGAAAAUUUGUUUGUUUUUUUUUUAACCCAGAAGAUGGUGACUGUCACUGCAGGAUCUCCUGGGUUCCCACAGUUUAUGGGAUGGGAGACAAUGUGUUUGCUUUCAGAAAUUACAUUGACGAUGCUGCUUUGGAGAGAGUAAACAAAAAGCUAAACAAUUGCUUACACACGCUGCACACUGUUCAAACUCUUAAUGUGAUCUUGAAACUGGAAAAUAUGUUAUUUUUCCCCUUUUUCCAUCCUUACCAUCCACUGAAACAUCAUUUUAAGGUAAAAUCUCUCUUGUUGUCCCAGUCAUACUGGGACAACAAGAUAAAUACUAAUUUAUUAUGUUAUAAAAUGUGUGUUUCUGCUGCGGGGGGUCUGUGACUUGGAGCAAAGGAGCCUACCUGUGAUCAUACUAACGGUGAAUUUGGGGAAGUUAAAUGCAGGUGUUUAUAUUUACUGUAUUGGUUCUGACUGACAUUUUCAGAAUGGAAAAAAUUAACUCUUUGCUUUGGGUUUUACCUUUAUCUGCACAUCACUGGAGGGCUGCCGUCAGAACCAAGUGGUUGUAGUCGAAGUAAAGUAUUCAUAGAAAACCCCAAUCCAAACUCAGUGUCAUGCUGCACUGGCACCCUUGCAGUAUAUUGCAUGGUUUCGGUGCGGCGUUUCCUCCCUGCGAAUCUAAGGGUAAAAUCCAAAAUAAGCCACAACUCCAUUAAUAUCAAAUAUGUACAUGAAAAUCUUUAGAUGUCGGCUCCAUUUUGGACAUUUUUUCUCCUACAUACUGGCUAUAGGACUGUAAGACGCCGCGUCACACUUCCACCCCUAUAUUUUUCUUAACUGCAAUUGUUCUCACCAUUUCUUUUUUUUUUACAUGUUUUGAAUUAACCAAAUUUCAAAUGGGAGUUUAUGACUAUCGGUAAAUCCCCGUUUUGUUUUGUUUUAUUCCACGUCUGUCAAUCAUUGUGGGCUCAUAUUUACUGAGAUAUGUCGAACAAGCAUUUGUUACUGUAAAUUAUUUUGUAAUUUAACAGAUAAAUCUCGCUUUGUCAUUUUGUUACAUAGCUGAUUUUAUAAAUGCAACUGUACGGAUGUGUGAUGACCAGAAGUUUAACAGAUAAUGUACAAAUCUUUAUUUGUUAACGAUUAACACUGUUAAGAGUCUCCCUCCUUCGCAGGUUUUGUGUGUCCCACAUCUGUAAAAGGUUGAGUAUAAAAUGAGAAAUGUCACAUGUAAAUAAUAUAACGUUAAUUAAAAUAAAUGUUUAUAGUUUUAAAACUAUCACAACUUUA
Molecule: messenger RNA, 3538 nt
Organism: Xiphophorus couchianus (Monterrey platyfish)
Lineage: Eukaryota; Metazoa; Chordata; Actinopteri; Cyprinodontiformes; Poeciliidae
Gene: rtkna
Product: rhotekin a
Exons: 11
Coding region: 1-2100 (699 amino acids)
Biological process (GO): signal transduction; septin ring organization; actomyosin contractile ring assembly
Cellular component (GO): actomyosin contractile ring
Source: RefSeq, a predicted model, not a curated record